Conger conger (European conger) is the source of this 2830-nucleotide messenger RNA. RefSeq names its product sosondowah ankyrin repeat domain family member Ab (gene sowahab). NCBI's taxonomy places the organism in Eukaryota, Metazoa, Chordata, Actinopteri, Anguilliformes, Congridae. The record is from RefSeq and is a predicted model, not a curated record. The transcript has a single exon. Gene Ontology annotation, molecular function: protein binding. The coding region runs from base 40 to 1494 and encodes 484 amino acids.
UAGAGAACAGGCUACGUGAUAAUUUGUUGCGUGAAAACGAUGGCUUUGACUCAGGAAACUGUUUUAAAGUUCUUGGUGGAACAGGGCGGCAAGGCAAAGAAUUCUGAAUUGUUGAAUGCGUUUAAAUGCAUCAUAAACAGCUGUGAUGUUACGGAAGAAAAACACAACAGAGAACUUUUCAAGAUGUUCAUUAACAAUAUUGCGGUCGUGAAAGAAAUCGAGGGCAUGAAGUACAUUGUGAUGAAGAAAAGGUACCAGUACUUACUGAAAGGAGAUAUUACGCUUAAACAGCAGAAUUCAAAACUUUUGGAAAGUUUGGACUGCUCAAAAUCUCUCUCGCCAUCGGAGUUCCGCGGCUGUUCUCAUGAUGAAGUGGGUAAAAUCCUCCAUUCCGAACUUGACAACGGUAAUAUUCCAAUUGUUUCAAGUACAAGUGACGACCGUUUGAACAGUAACUAUUUGAACAAUAACUCGUUCAAUUCGCCCACCGAAUUACCAGAACAGUUAUGUCGCUCCUUUGAGCGCAAGGCUGGUUCUGUUUUUGCCAUUGUGGCAGUCAAGACCCAUGCAAAUGAACAUGGAGCUGAACUGCAGGACAGGCAGGAUGUAUCAAACUUCAAAAUACUGAAUCAAGGGACAAGUGAAUCCUUUUCGAAGCCCCACAUGAUGCUCUUAAAGAUGUCACAAACCCAGUUAAACACAAUGGCAGACUGCAGGGACAUGUAUAUGGUUUCAGAGGCAGACCCUUGCAUAUCUCCCAGAACAAAAAGGAGGCAAGUAGAGGAAUGUGCAGCGCCAGGAUCCCCCGAUAUGAGGAGAGGACACAGAAUCACAAAACCAGGUGAUCAGCAGCCCAAAUACUCUGAAACCAUCCCACUGGAACAUACAGAGCACGAGUGGCUGGUACAUUCUGCAGCAGGGCACUGGACUCAAGUCUAUGGUCUCCUACUGGAGAACAGUCAGCUGGCUGAGAAGAAAGACUUCAUGUCUGGAUUUACAGCACUUCACUGGGCUGCUAAGAGUGGUAAGAGUGAGAUGGUUCGUAAAAUAAUCGAGACGUCCAAGAGAGCGGGUGUACACAUUGAUGUAAACGGAAAAACCCAUGGCGGUUACACACCUUUACACAUUGCUGCCAUACAUGGCCAGGAAUGUGUGAUGACUUUGCUUGUGAGUAAUUAUGGGGCCGACACAAAUAUUCGGGAUAAUAGUGGUAAGAAGCCAUAUCACUACAUGCUCAAAGGUAUGUCCCCUGAACUAAGAAUGAUGGUUGGUGAGCCGCAGGUAUUGCAUGAGACGAAUGCGGAAAGGCACGACGACGUUCAUUUCCAUGAUCUUCACAAGGGCUUUCACAGUUUCAGUCGGCUGUUUCAUCCUCAUGUGGGUCACAAAAAGAAGCCCAAACGAACAUCGUUUAGUUCCAUCAGUGAAGAUGUGGAGGUUGAGAAUGAGGACAAUGCAGUCAAACCUAGACCCCUUUUAGACAUUUUCCAUUGAAUAUGCACUCUCUUCACAGCUAGAAUUUGUUUGGGGAAUCUGUAUUUGACUAUUGUAUUUAUUUGUUCCUGUUAAAAAAAUAACUUUGUGUGUACCUAUGAAGUAAAACAGGUUUCCUUUUCAGAAACCGUAUGCUGCUCAAGGCUUUACUUGAGGUAACGUUUACAGGCUUGUACAUUUUAUUUUAUUAUUUACAAUGAUUCACUACACCAUAUACUUACGUAUAAUUGCAGGUACUAUUUUGUGCCAAGGUAUAUUUUUAAAACACAAUUCAUGCUCAUCAUGGUGUAGUACAAAUAGUUAUUUGUGAAGCAACGUGAGUGAUUCAUGUUUAGGCGUGACCUAGAGAGGAGCACCUUCGACGGAUUCAUUAUUAUCCUAUUGUUUGAAAAACAAAAGGUGCAGAAUGCUGGUUGCUGUGACAACAGAAUGCAUUUCUACAAAACAUCAACAUGGAGUGUUUACCAUUGAAGGAACAAUGCUUGUAUCAUAUGCAUAUUAGUACUAGUAUUGUAAUAUAUUGAUAAAACUAUACUAUUUAACUUACAAAAGUAUUUGCAAGAACGUGAAUAAUUUACCUCACCGGGGGAAAGUAUGUCAGCUGUGGCAUGUGUGGCACUGACUGAACUUAUCCAGCUAACUCAGUAGCCCUGCUUCCUGAUACACCCCUCUGGGUUAUUACACUGGUGCUUCAUUGUGAAUGAAGUGUUUCUGUACAUAUUUGUGACAGAUUUUCUUUAUAGAUAAUAUAAAGAGAACAUGCUAUUCAAAUGGACGAUUUAAAAAUAAAAACUCUAAAUGCAUUGAAAAUGCUGUCUUUCCCUUUCACAUAUACUCUUAGUUGACUUUUCACGUUCCAAUGAUAAACACAAUAGAUAGCUGAAUUAUUAACAUGAAAGUUUUAAAAACCUUUAAAACCUGCUCUUUACAGCAGCAAAACUGACAGAUGGGAAGUGUGUGAGCGGGUGUCUUAUUAAUACCUAGGAAUCUGGCUGGAUGAAAAGCUUACUUUUAAAAUACACUUUGACAAUAUUGUGAAAAAACUAAAGAUUAAAUUGGGUUUUUAUUUUAGAAAUAAGACAACUUUGCCACUCUGAAAAAAAACUGGUCUCCCAGUGAUUGAUUAUGGUGAUGUUCUUCAUCUGAAGAUGCUUUAUCUCAAAUGCUAAAUCCCUUGCACAUAAAUGUUAUCUGUAGGAAAAGGCAGGUCUGACUUCAUUAUCCCACCGCAGAUGGCUUCAUUGGCUGGUCUCCAGCUAUUUUACUUGUGAUUGUUUAAAUGUCUAAUUUGUAUUGUGCUUUUGCUUUUGUCUUGUUUUGAAUGUUAUGUUGUAAU